AUGAAACAGAUAGGACAGAUUCGUUAUGUCAUCGUACUACAGCUUUUUUCAGAAUCGUACCCUGGCGGUAUUCCCAUACCUGGUAGAACUGUGCCAGUGCUGAGACUAUUCGAAAAUUACGCUGCCUCAUGUCGCCCGAAAACACGACGAGAAUUCGGGGUCGAUCAACUAGCACAGAUAUUAAGUUCUUUAAAUGCCGAAGAAGUGGCACAAAAAGUAUACAAUCAGCUUUUUCACUCGAUGGGUGACGUUCAGCUUGGGAAGCUAAUGGGCAAAUGGUAUACUGUAAGUGUUUUUUUCUCCUUUUUUCCAGUUUUUUUAAAAUGUAAUUUCAUGGGUAGGAUCCUAGGAUUCGGUCGUAUGGUCGGUCCUGAUCCAGGCGAGGUGUUCUACACAACGGGACAUCCUUCCGACCAUUGCCCAUGUGAGUUCUUGUUCGGAUUUAUAUGA
Molecule: messenger RNA, 450 nt
Organism: Angiostrongylus costaricensis
Lineage: Eukaryota; Metazoa; Nematoda; Chromadorea; Rhabditida; Metastrongylidae
Source: the annotation of a GenBank genome assembly